AUGGUGUUGCGCGGCGCAUGCCAGGCGUCGAUGGCGGCGAUCUUGUGGACGUGCAGCAAGGCCGUCGGGUCAGAAGCGACAGCGCGAGCAUUGAGACCUGAGAUGGUGCGGAGGUUGUCAGGGUUAGCGGGACAUGCUUGCAGGGAUCACGCGCUUGUUGGGGUGAGGGGAAUGCGAGGGGGAACGGAUCAUCACAGACGGGACUUGGACAAGAGCGCUGAGAACAAAACACUCUUACAGAGCGAUCAUGUUGAGAGGAUGAUGACAGUGAAACGCAAAAAGUUUAACGGACCAAACAAUGUGCUCUGCAAGACUUGUUGGCUUGCUAUGAAGGACUGUAUCUGCUCGCAUGUCAGGGAGAGGUUCAAGUGGGAUCGAUCUUUUAUUCAUAGGAUUUUCUUCUACAUGCACUCAAAGGAGUUCGGUCGGUGCUCCAAUACUGCUUGUCUCGCUCAAGUCCCUUUUCCUUUCCCUCAGUGCGACAUCUUCAUCGCCGAGCUCCCUGAGGACGAGGAGCGUUUGAGGCGCGAGAUAUCGCAAGCACCCGAGAGCUUCUUGAUCUUGUACCCCUCAGAGAAUAGCGUCACCUUCUCUCGUCUCGUCCGCUCCUCUGCCAACGACCAUGGCUCUCUUGCUGCUGCCAUGCAAAAGCCGCGCACGGUCAUAGUGGUGGACGGCACGUGGAGACAGACGAGGCGGCUGAUCAAGAAGCUACCGUCGGACAUUCCUCGCAUCAGGUUGGAACAAGACGUCGAGCUAGAUCAGUUGUAUAACAGCCCGUUGAGAGCUCAACCUUCGGAGAGCCGCAUGUGCACGCUGACGUCAGUAGCGCUGAUGGUGCGAGAGCUGGGAGGCAGCGAGGAGCUGUUCAGAGGCAUGCUGCAGCUGCUGCAUGUCAAGACGGAGACGUUUCUCCGCACCAGCAGCAAGGAGUGGAAAGUGAAGGACAAGGGUGAAGUAGAUGUUUGA
This is a messenger RNA of Guillardia theta CCMP2712, 969 nucleotides long. RefSeq lists its product as hypothetical. NCBI's taxonomy places the organism in Eukaryota, Cryptophyceae, Pyrenomonadales, Geminigeraceae. The transcript is spliced from 5 exons. The record is from RefSeq and is a predicted model, not a curated record. The coding region runs from base 1 to 969 and encodes 322 amino acids.